Molecule: messenger RNA, 1310 nt
Organism: Gymnogyps californianus (California condor)
Lineage: Eukaryota; Metazoa; Chordata; Aves; Accipitriformes; Cathartidae
Gene: CDA
Product: cytidine deaminase
Cellular component (GO): cytosol
Molecular function (GO): zinc ion binding; cytidine deaminase activity
Source: RefSeq, a predicted model, not a curated record
AUGCUUCCCGGCGUUCGGCUGCACGCCAGGGCGUUAUCCCGGCGGGGCCGGACAGCCUGUUUUCCAGGAGAGGAAAUAUUUAACCGUGGCGUCAGCGAGCAGGGCAGGCGCGCAGGCAUGGAGGGCGGCGGGCAGCGCCCGGCCCCCGCUGCCCCCCCGGGUCGGCCCCAGGGCGAACGCCUGCAGCUCCUGCUGCGCCGCAGCCGGGAGGCCAAAAACUGCGCCUAUUGCCCCUACAGCCGCUUCCCGGUGGGCGCCGCGCUGCUCACCGCCGGCGGGGAGAUCUUCUCCGGGUGCAAUGUGGAGAACGCCUGCUACAGCUUGGGAGUGUGCGCCGAGCGCACCGCCAUCCAGAAAGCCAUCUCCGAGGGGCACACCAGUUUCAGGGCCAUGGCCAUCGCCAGUGACAUGGGGGACCACUUCAUCGUGCCCUGCGGCGCCUGCAGACAAGUGAUGAGAGAGUUUGGCACGGACUGGGACAUCUACCUGACCAAAGCCGACGGCACCUAUACCGUCAAGAGGCUGGAGGAGCUGCUGCCGCUCUCCUUCGGCCCCGAGGACCUAAAGAAGGUGUGAGCAGCGCGAGCCGCUGCCAGCCUUUGCCCUUCAGCAGCAGGGGAGGAUGGUUUUCCCCAAUUUCCCCGGCGUGUAAGUGGCUUUUUGGGGACAAUGCAAUGGGAAAUACGUUUAUAGUGUUAAGUUACCCGUUCCUCUCGCUCAUCUUCUGAUUCAGCGCUGAUUCGCAGAUGCCGGCCCUACCUCGCCCCAGGGAAAUGGCGAAAUCAAAUCGUAGAACUUCCCUGUUAUUGGAAAAAAAGCAUCCAGAUAUCGCUGUAGGCGAGGGGGGAGUUCACAGACGGAGAAGGGUUUGAUGGACGGCUCAAGCUCGCGCUUGUUGGUACAGAAACCACUCCCAAAUAAUGCAAAAUCGUUGCUUGGGAAAAUGCUGAAUUCUUCAGCCCUAAGUGAGAAGCAAAAAGGAAAGGCUCCGUCAACCCCAGCAGUUAUUAAUAAGCCAAUUCAGAUUAGGCGAUUUGCUGGAACCGGACAGUUAUCACGCUGAGUGUGUCCUUUGCUCGUUUCUCUCCGGCUUGUUUUCUUUGCUUUUAUUCCGUUUGUGGGGGAUGAAGAGGGAGAGGAAUUUUUGAGGGCUUCUGGAGGGUUUUCUGUCUCCAGAGUAAUGCCAUUUGCCGAUUGUCAUUUUAAUUUAAUUAUGCACAAUGACAAAUGAAUGCGUUCUAUUUCCCAACCAGCGCUGGGUUGGGCGUUACCGCCUAUGCCCAAGCAAAAUAAAAGCGGUCCUGGUUUAU